AUGGUCCCUACGCGUAGCGGACUAACGUCCUUAUUUUCCCUGACCACGCUCAUCAUCAGUGUGGGUAAUAUGCAUAUUAAUUACCCAUAUAUUGUGCCGAGGUUAUUUACCCGUACAUUCAAACUUGUAAUCUCCAUCCCAGUGGCCAGGGACAUGGGCGCCUAUCUGGCCAUUAAUUCAAUGGGAUUCGUGGAUGAGAAUGAAAAUCUCAUCCAUCGGAGGUUAGAAGUCAAUUGGUACGGAACUGACGAUUUGGGUCCCGAUUCUAACGUGUGGGUCAAUGUGUAUGAUCAAUCACCCGAGGGAACAACGAUUGAACCCAUUCUAAGUGCCCCAAUUAACGGUUUCACCAACCAUCACAACGUGACUGACAUCAUGUUGCCGAUAGUUACGGACGAAGAAAUGUGGAGAGUGAGCCAAUGCAUCUUCCCAUUUUGGGUCCAAUUGGUUGAUGGCACAAAUCAGGAUCCACUGACAUCGCCGCGAUGUUUGCGAAGUCAACCUUCUUGGAUGAUGGAUCACAAAGAGGCUUUCGCAGAUCUUGCCAUUGGAGAUCUGAUGCUAAUUGCCUCGCACGAUGCAGCUUCAUAUCGCUAUUAUUCAGGCGAGGAUGAGUUAACAGAACUUAUUGCCGGUCAGAUUUACACUCAAGAGGAGAGUUUGCUUCAUCAACUGAUAUGGGGAGUCCGGUUUCUAGACAUCAGGGUGGCCCAUUAUCCGGAAUUUACUGACGAGCAGUUUUGGUUGGUGCAUAGUGUGGCUUUAGUUCGGAGUCUUCGUGAAGGUAUUGAGCAAGUGCAGAAAUUUAUGAGAAAUACCGAAGAGAUCGUCAUUUGGGACACGCACACUUUUUUUCGCGAGUGGGAUGACUUGGUUCACGAAGAAUAUCUACAAAUAUUGCAAGAGGAAUUUGGAAGUUGGUGGGUCCGCCCUUCGGGAAAGGGCUGGAAUCUAACACUGGGAGACAUUUGGGAUCAAGAUGUUUUGGUCAAUGGUCAAGGAAGAAUGAUCUUUAUUAACGAGGACGCGGACCAUGCAGAUCCAAAUUUGUUUUUCCCAAACAUUCCCGAAUUUUGGGGCGAUAAAGACGAAGUUGAAGACCUAAAAGUCUAUUUGGAUAGCGUGGUAAAUGUAGUGGAAAACACUGAUGGAGAUGUUUAUCGACCUUGGAGACCCAAUUGCCAAUUAACGGGAAAUGUGGAAGACUUUCUUACCCAAAAAUAUUCUGGCCUACGUGAAAUGGCGGAUGUGGUGAAUCGUCAAAUGACUGACUGGUGGCGAACUGAUUAUCAGGACCUGACUCACGUUUACUCUCUUCACGACUACUUUCUCGGGACAGACAUGAUCCAAAUUGCCAUCGAUCGGAACUUGAAUCUGGCCAGGCAACGGAAGCUAAACUACUGACAUUGCCUGUAUUAUAUUCUUGUCAUAUCUUAGGUAUAGGUAUCUACGACCGAUCUACCAACACGGAAUAGGCUUGUCAUAGAUUCUGCUGUGGAUGGCAACUAACUUGUUUUGAGUUUGAUGAUAGCUCGUGCUCCUAGAGAGUAUAAACAUGAUGGGUAAACAAAAAAAUUAACAAAGGAAAAUAAAGUUAACGUCAUUCAUUGUUAUCUAUUUCUGAAAAAAAGGUAAACAGUGGAAUGAUUUCAAAUAAAAGGUUUCGUGCCGCCUCUGGUGAUAUUCCCCGUGCACUUCUUUGUCCAUCAUGCCAACUCAUAUGUUCCCCAAAUCCUUUCUGAGGGCAUUCGACUUUGGUUAUUGGUCGGACCAAGACCUCUCCUCCACUACUGAAAUACAUCUAAGUUUUAAUAUCUCUCGGUUGACAUCAUUCCGUGGCGCAGUCGGUUGCCCAAGGUUCUGUGGAUGAGCGACCGAUUUGCAUUGGGAUAUCGUGGAAUACUGUCCGGAUUUUCUCGAUUGGUGGUCAUCGCCAUUAGUUCUCUUGGUUUGAGCUUGCUCUUUUGCCCGAGGAUUACCUGUUUGGUUCAUGGUGGAUCCAUUGACCUCUUCCUUGCCUUUGGGGAUUCGAGCUACUUUUCAUUGUGAUCUACAGUUGGUUGGUUCGUUUCGUCAUCAUUGGUGGAUUGGUUUGAUCCAUUCUUCUUGACUUGCGGAUUUCGUGGGAUGGAGAUGGUUUUUUGUGUGGAGGAUUUUCCCAACUGAGGAUUCUACCAUUAUAUCUUACAUAUACUUGUCGUUUUAUCGAUCCGAUUUUCUCCUUGACUACUUUUUCUGCUGUAUAUUGCUGGGUACAUUACAACUUGCUAUUUGGCCCGAUUUAAAACCCAAA
Tigriopus californicus is the source of this 2293-nucleotide messenger RNA. RefSeq names its product PI-PLC X domain-containing protein 1-like. The transcript has 7 exons. The record is from RefSeq and is a predicted model, not a curated record. Gene Ontology annotation, biological process: lipid metabolic process. Lineage: Eukaryota; Metazoa; Arthropoda; Copepoda; Harpacticoida; Harpacticidae. Gene Ontology annotation, molecular function: phosphoric diester hydrolase activity. Bases 1 to 1404 code for a protein of 467 amino acids.